Triticum turgidum subsp. durum (durum wheat) is the source of this 378-nucleotide messenger RNA. NCBI's taxonomy places the organism in Eukaryota, Viridiplantae, Streptophyta, Magnoliopsida, Poales, Poaceae. The record is from the annotation of a GenBank genome assembly.
AUGGCGACGACGGCCACGGGGUACGGCUGCUCGGCGGCGCUGUCGUUCCCGGGGAGGGGGAGCCCCUUCGCCGGUCGCUCGCCCCCGUCCCGCGCUUGCCGCACCUCCUCCAAUCCCAAGCUCCGGACUCCCGCUCCUAGGCAGGAAGCUAGUUUUGAUAUAAAGCUGCCUAGAAGAAGCUUGCUUGUUCAGUUUACAUGUAAUAAAUGUGACGCAAGGACAAAACGUUUGAUAAACAGGGUGGCCUAUGAAAGAGGAACAGUUUUUCUUCAGUGCGCAGGGUGCCAAGUGUAUCACAAGUUUGUUGACAAUCUUGGUCUAAUUGUCGAGUAUGACCUACGAGAAGAAAAUGGGGUGAACACUUGUACUGAAGACUGA